AUGCUGAAGUGGGCAUAUUCAGGUGUUGAUUUUAAUAUUCGAGAUAAUGGUGGCCCAGAGUGCUUUAGCUAUGCAUCAACAAAACAACGUUUAUAUGAAACAAUUAUUGUUCUUAUUUGGGUAGCAUUUGAAAUUCAUUAUGCAAUCUAUUAUGCACAUACUAAAUUCACAGAUCCCAAUGAUAAAUCAUUUCCAGCAGAAUCUUCUAAGGAAAGAAAACCAAGUGUACUUCGACGUAUCCUAUUAGUAGUAUAUGCUUGGCUAUGGGGUAUUGAAAUUGGUUUCAAGAUUGCUUCAAGACAAUUAAUUUGGAUACUUAAUCCCUGUCAUAUGGUUACAUUGAUACAGAUUAUUUUAUUAGCUUUAUCAUCCAACAAAAUAUCUCGUGGAUUGUAUAGACUACAUGUGGCCAUGAUUAGUGGAGGCUCACUCGCAAUAUAUUUUCCAUUAACAGCUACGAGAUUUUUUCCAUUUGAAGUUGAAAUUUAUUACAUUCAACAUAUUCUCAUACUUAUUGUUCCAAUAUUUCUUUUAACGUCACAUGGUGGUUAUAGUUUAGAACCUAUGAAAAGUUUUCGCUGGACUAUAUUGGCCAUUACAGCAUUUCGUGUUUAUCAUUUUCUUGUGUUACAACCGGUUUCACUUGUAACAUCGGUGAACUUAAAUGGUGUUCUUUGCCCAUUAGAAUUUGAUCCAUUUUAUAGUCAAUAUUAUCGUUUUUGGGCUAAUAUACAUCAAAGUGUUUUUAUGAUAUUACAUCAUAAACUCUAUUCAUUAAUCGCUAGAACUGUAUUAAGAUCAAAAGGCAUAUUUAAUAUACGAAAAUUUUUAUAUUCAUCUAGCAAAGACAUGUAAAAAACAGAAAAAGGUUUUUCUAGUAUUUUCCUUCAAAGGCAACACAUGACAGUUGUGAUAAUGACAAAUAAAUGUAAUAUUAGGGUAAUUCAUAAGAUGGAAUGAACAUCUUUCUAGUCAUUAUUUAUUUUUUUUAACCUAUAAUCAAAAUUAAUUCAAAUCUUUUUCACUUAAAUGAUUUGUGUACGUCAAAACAUCUAUUGUUUCAAUUCCUCUUUUACACUUUUUACAAUCAGACUUUUCCAUGUCAUUUUUUAUUUUUUAUUACUAUAUACCUCAUGGCAAUAUAAAAUAUACAGGAUUAUUUUUCGUUUUUUUACUACUUUCUUUAUUAUUGUAUACCUGUUUUUUUUUUAAAUCAAAAUAAGAAAAAAUCAAAUCUUAAUUAAAUUCAGUGAAUAAUUUCCUUAUGCAUGUACGCGUGAAUACCACUUUUUCGUAUUGUCUUUUUAUUCUUUUUUUUUUAUAAACAUUAAUACCAAUUCUUAAUAUUCAAAUAAAAAUUUUCACAAUCUUAGAUAGUAUCGAAUUUAAUCUUUUAAAUAUCAACUACUUCGCAGUGGGCAUUUUUUACUAGAGCAGGCGGACUUUAGCUUUAUGAGUGAACUAAAAUUUCAUGAACCAUUUUUUUAUAGGUUUUUUCAUGAUCCUCUUUCUAAUGGCAUGAGAGUUGGGUUUUGAAAAAGUUUUCUAAGGAGCUUUCCAGAGAUCCGGUCUGUGGAAAACCUUCAGAAAACUUUCUCAAUAUUUAAAAACAAUGCCACUGGAAAGAGCAUUGUCGAAAACCUAUAAGAAACAUGUUUCGAAUCGUUCAGGUUACUUUAUCUUGAAAUUCAAAUUUUCAGCACGAAAUUGUUUGUAUGAAUCUCAAAAACUAAGAAAUUUCUAGAAUUCAAAACCAAGCGACCCAAACUAGAUGAUUUAUACACCAUUCAACGCAGUUUUUCACGCUGAUUGCGAAUAUAGUAUUAUAUUUGAUCCAAAGUGCUUUUAUUCUGAAGAAAACGGCAAAAUACUCUGAGAUCCGUUUGGGUUUUGAAAAAUCCAUCAUUCGGCCUUCAAAAAUAUCUGAGAUUUUGUGAGAUCAGUAUAAGUAGAGUAUUGUCUGAGGAGCAUGUUGACAUAGUUAGAUGUUAUUUUCCAGUGGGGCUAACCGGGGCGUU
Didymodactylos carnosus is the source of this 2018-nucleotide messenger RNA. NCBI's taxonomy places the organism in Eukaryota, Metazoa, Rotifera, Eurotatoria, Philodinida, Philodinidae. The record is from the annotation of a GenBank genome assembly.